Messenger RNA from Leopardus geoffroyi (Geoffroy's cat), 3663 nucleotides. It is a transcript of the gene LMX1A, whose product is annotated as LIM homeobox transcription factor 1 alpha. The record is from RefSeq and is a predicted model, not a curated record. Gene Ontology annotation, molecular function: DNA-binding transcription factor activity, RNA polymerase II-specific; RNA polymerase II transcription regulatory region sequence-specific DNA binding. Lineage: Eukaryota; Metazoa; Chordata; Mammalia; Carnivora; Felidae. Gene Ontology annotation, cellular component: nucleus. The transcript has 9 exons. The coding region runs from base 391 to 1539 and encodes 382 amino acids. Gene Ontology annotation, biological process: neuron differentiation; regulation of transcription by RNA polymerase II.
CCUGUCAGCGGCGGCCGGAUCCGCCCCGGCGCGGCGGGGCCCGACUCGCACCCACGACCCCGGGGGCCUCCGCCCUCCCUCCUGGCCUCCAGGCGGCCCCGGCCCUCCCCCGCUCCCCCCCACCCCCCCGCACCCAGAGGAGCGACGCGGGCGGCCAGGACGUCCCGAGAAGGCCGGCCGCCCGCGGCCACGUCCCGGCCCGGCCCGGGCGCGCCGAGGAGCGGAGCCAGGGGCCGGCGCUCGCUCGGGCUCCCUCCCGGCCGCGCCGGCCGCAGCGUCGAGGGCCUACGCCUCCCCUGGCCGGAGCUCCCCGCGGCGCCCGGCCGCUUCCUCCCGCCCCUGCGGCGGGGAGCGAGCUCGCCCACCAGGUCCUCCCGGCCCGGCCCGAACAUGCUGGACGGCCUGAAGAUGGAGGAGAACUUCCAAAGCGCCAUCGAGACUUCGGCGUCCUUUUCCUCGCUGCUGGGCAGAGCGGUGAGCCCCAAGUCUGUCUGCGAGGGCUGUCAACGGGUCAUCUCGGACAGGUUUCUGCUGCGGCUCAACGACAGCUUCUGGCAUGAGCAGUGCGUGCAGUGCGCCUCCUGCAAAGAGCCCCUGGAGACCACCUGCUUCUACCGGGACAAGAAACUCUACUGCAAGUAUGACUACGAGAAGCUGUUUGCUGUCAAAUGUGGGGGCUGCUUCGAGGCCAUCGCGCCCAAUGAGUUCGUCAUGCGGGCCCAGAAGAGCGUGUACCACCUGAGCUGCUUCUGCUGCUGUGUCUGUGAGCGGCAGCUCCAGAAGGGCGAUGAGUUUGUCCUGAAGGAGGGGCAGCUGCUCUGCAAAGGGGACUAUGAGAAGGAGCGGGAGCUACUGAGCCUGGUGAGCCCAGCGGCGUCAGACUCAGGCAAAAGUGAUGAUGAAGAAAGUCUCUGCAAGUCAGUCCAUGGCGCAGGGAAAGGAGCCGCUGAAGACGGCAAGGACCAUAAGCGCCCCAAACGUCCUAGAACCAUCUUGACCACCCAACAGAGGAGAGCAUUCAAAGCCUCGUUUGAAGUUUCCUCCAAGCCGUGCAGGAAGGUGAGGGAGACCCUGGCCGCAGAGACAGGGCUGAGCGUCCGUGUCGUCCAGGUGUGGUUCCAGAACCAGAGAGCUAAGAUGAAGAAGCUGGCCAGGCGACAGCAGCAGCAACAGCAGGACCAGCAGAACACCCAGAGGCUGAGUUCCGCUCAAACAAAUGGCGGUGGGAACGCUGGGAUGGAAGGGAUCAUGAACCCCUACACGGCUCUGCCCACCCCACAGCAGCUCCUGGCCAUCGAGCAGGGCGUCUACAGCUCAGACCCCUUCCGACAGGGCCUCACCCCCCCUCAGAUGCCGGGAGACCACAUGCACCCAUACGGUGCGGAGCCCCUUUUCCACGACCUGGAUAGCGACGACACCUCCCUCAGUAACCUGGGUGACUGUUUCCUAGCAACCUCAGAAGCUGGGCCCCUGCAGUCCAGAGUGGGAAACCCCAUUGACCACCUGUACUCGAUGCAGAAUUCUUACUUUACCUCUUGAGUCUUCCCCUCGAGUUCUGUGGCUGGGCUCCCACACGGACCAACCCUACUAUGUGAGGGGUUGGCCGGCUGUAGGAGGGGGAGGCCAGGGAAGAGGUGGGGUGGGGAGGGAGUUCUGUCGGGGAUGCUGUUGUAUGACGAUCUGAUGUAGCUCGGCAUUUCCAAAGACUGAAUAUACAAUGAUCGCGUAGCUUCAUGUUUCCAAUAAGAGUCUUAGCUUAGGUAUGAAGACGUGUUUCUCAUUAAGGACAGGGACUUUUAAUAUAGACAUUCUCAUGCAAACUAGGUACCUAGAGACUCCUAACAACUUCCCACCGUUUUGGGGAAGCUCUUGUCAAGAGGUGCGUACGUCUACCCAUCCAUAUACCCAUAGACAGACAGACGGACAGAUAGAUGUGUGUGUGAGUGUGUAACCUUCCAUACUUUAUCAUCAAAGUUUAUUCCUAAUUAUGACAGGCACCAACUGUACAGAAAAAGUAACUUUAUUUUCCGUGUGAACUAUAUUUAAGGAAAUGCUUGAUGCACUUAAGUUAUAAAAAUGAGAUAAUUUACUUUUAUAAACUUUAUUUUUAGUUCGAAGAGACUUGUCGGCAGGGCAGAGAGGCCAGAGGCCUGCUCCACCUGGGCCCGUAGCUUUGAGUGCUCGGCUGAGCUUUGAGUGCUUGACUGAGUUCUGUUUUCGAGAGCGUCACGGGGUCUGGAAAGCAGCUCUGUGAGGCUGACCGUAUUCUCUCACGGAUUCUUGCUCUCUUUGGGGCCGAAUCACAGGGCUCGGGUGGGACCGAAAACUCCUUGAUCACGUUCUUAGAAAACGUAAAGCCGAGACUCUUCAGCUUUCUUUUAAAUUCUGACGCGUAGCUGUGGGAGGCAGUAGGAAGGUCAGUUCUGCUCUUGAACUUCAGCAUCUGUGGGUGUGGGAUGAGACUGACAGUAUGUACCUACCUCACUGGGGGACACUGAGGCUUAAUUCACCCCCAGGACACAUGAGCAGGGCUGAAACCAAUAUCCCAUAUUUGUUUAAAAUACCAGACCGGUCACUGGGCAAAGGGGGCUCCGUGGGGCCGCCCGUAGCCCGAACCCCAAGGGUGACUCUCCCUGCUGUGGUCCCUUCUGCAAAGCCUCGGCUGGAGACACCAGCUCAGGGCAGCUCAGGGGGAUGCCAGGGUCCUUCCAUGGGGAGGAGGCUACUGCUGAGCAGAUGGAAGAGGGCAUUGUGGUGUUCUAGAGUGUUCUAGGGUGUUCUAGACACAGGGUGUCUAGAGGGUUCUAGGGUGUUCUCGAGUGUUCUAGGGUGUUCUAGUCAGGAUUGGGCCGACUACGGCCUGCAGGCCUGUGUUUUAUGGCCUGCCAGCUAAGAAUGGCUUUUACAUUUUUAAAGGAUUCUUUAAAAAAAGAAAGAAAAUAUGUGGCACAGCGUAUGUGGCCCAGAAAGCCUGAAAAUAUUUACUACCUAUUCUGUCCGCCUCUUUUCAUAAAAUCUCUGCUGGCCUCUGUUCUAGAGAGUCUAUUUCUUAAACAGCCUUCUGGAGCUCUUAGAGGCCGCGGGGAUCCAGCGAGGACGCAGGGUUCCUCCCUCUGUCUCGCUUUUCGGACUCGGAGCACAGAAGCCCCAGCAGCCAUUGUACACAGGGACACUUCACAGCCUGUUCUCCAGGUGCGGUGCUAGGGGUCCGCUACGUCUGUGCAGGGAUGCCUCCUGAGAAAGCAGACAAGAUGAUGGGGAAGACGGGGGGCGGGGGUGGGGGGGUGGGGAUCAGCCUGGGCUCCUCUGAGGGGGCCGUUCGGGCUUGGCCUCGCUCCUGAGGACGUUCUAGGUCUUCGGAGCCUCGGACACAGAGACUUGUCCCCUUCAUUGUCUGCAAGGCCAGAGGGAACACGCUCCCUUACGGUAGAGUCUGUGUUGUGUGAUUUUUUUGUGUGUGCUCUUGUUUGUAAUUUAUGCAAACCACCAAGAACCCCAAACCAGUCUGGCGAGUAGAAGCCCUGCAGGUGCCCUACCACUCCGCAGGCUUCUGUAGAGAUCCGUCGGAGAGUGUAGCAGAUCCUAUGUGAGUGAGACAAUUAGAGAUCCUUCCUCCACUCGUAAUGGCAUACCGAGAUGAAAUUAAAAACCUCUUACCAAUGA